This is a messenger RNA of Arabidopsis lyrata subsp. lyrata, 663 nucleotides long. RefSeq names its product 60S ribosomal protein L23. Lineage: Eukaryota; Viridiplantae; Streptophyta; Magnoliopsida; Brassicales; Brassicaceae. Bases 97 to 519 code for a protein of 140 amino acids. The transcript has 3 exons. Gene Ontology annotation, biological process: translation. Gene Ontology annotation, cellular component: ribosome; cytosolic large ribosomal subunit. Gene Ontology annotation, molecular function: structural constituent of ribosome; large ribosomal subunit rRNA binding. The record is from RefSeq and is a predicted model, not a curated record.
UCUUAAGCCUAGUGAAACCCUAGAAGUAUGAGUCAGUAUAAAUCACACCGGAAACCCUAAAAAUGUAACUCCAGAUUUCUCUUCUAGCCGUCAACAAUGUCGAAGCGAGGGCGUGGAGGUACGUCGGGUAACAAAUUCAGGAUGUCGCUGGGUCUUCCGGUGGCGGCGACGGUGAACUGUGCCGAUAACACCGGUGCUAAGAAUCUGUACAUAAUCUCAGUGAAAGGUAUCAAAGGUCGUCUUAAUCGAUUACCUUCUGCUUGCGUCGGCGACAUGGUGAUGGCCACCGUCAAAAAGGGUAAGCCUGAUCUCCGGAAAAAGGUUCUUCCUGCCGUCAUCGUCAGGCAACGCAAACCAUGGCGCCGAAAGGAUGGUGUUUUCAUGUACUUCGAAGAUAAUGCUGGAGUCAUUGUCAACCCCAAGGGAGAAAUGAAAGGUUCUGCAAUCACUGGUCCUAUUGGGAAAGAGUGUGCUGAUCUUUGGCCAAGGAUUGCUAGUGCUGCCAAUGCCAUUGUCUAAUGAUCAGAUCAAUCAAUUGCUUGUAUUUGAUGGAUCUGUCUAAAUACAAACUUGAGAAUUUUGGUAGCAAGAUAUUUUUAUUUUCUGACAAUAUGUAUCCGACAUUCAAAUGUUUUGGCUAUUUAGACAUUUUUCCAAGUUCCU